UGGUGUCUGCACCUCUCUUCUUUCUACUACACUCACAAAGUUGUUUCUUUCACUCAAGAUACUGAACUUCGGCACCAGGCAAUAAGCCACUUCUCUCCAUACCCAAGGUUGUAAGGAUAUCCAAGGACAACCGAUUCAGGCUGAUACACGGCAGGAAAAAUGUGCAAGUAAGACAGUGCAGCAGACGCCAGCCGCAGGAGCGGGAUGGCUCGCUCUCUGUAUGAGUGGCUGUGGCAGCACGAGUUCUGGCUGCCCCCAGGAAUCACUUGGGAUGACAUGCAAGAAUCUGAAGACACUCAUUACCCUCAACCUCGUGAUCUCCUGCUCAGUAUCCCUUUUGCUUUAAUCUUGGUAGUCAUUCGAUGUGCCUUUGAAAGAGCCAUAGCCCUGCCCCUCAGUACCAAGCUGGGUGUGAGAGACAAGCAGAGACCAAAAGCUCAGCCCAACCCCGUGCUGGAAACCUUCUACAGUAGGCGCCGCAAGAACCCUGAAGAGGGUGAACUGCUCAGUCUAGCCAAGCAAUGUGACCUGCCAGUGAGGAAGGUGGAGAAGUGGUUCCGGCGCCGGAGGAACAUGGACCGGCCCAGCCUUUCGAAGAAGUUCAGUGAGGCCUGCUGGAGAUUUACGUUUUACAUCAUUUCUUUCUUCACCGGACUCGCUGUCCUGUACAAUAAGCCUUGGCUUUGGGACCAUAGAGAGUGCUGGACAGGAUAUCCACAACAGCCUCUCCAACCCUCCCUGUUCUGGUACUAUAUGCUGGAGCUCUCCUUCUACUGGUCACUGGUCUUCACCUUGCCCUUUGACGUCAAGAGGAAGGAUUUCAAGGAGCAGAUAGUCCAUCAUGCUGCAACCAUCUUCCUGAUCAGUUUUUCAUACUGUGCCAACUACAUCCGCAUUGGGACACUGGUGAUGGUGAUUCAUGAUGCUUCUGAUUGUUUCCUAGAGCCAACUAAGAUAUUCAAUUACAUGAAGUGGAAAAAAACUUGUGACAGCCUCUUUAUGAUCUUCUCAGCUGUUUUCCUGAUCAGCCGCCUGGUCAUUUACCCCUACACAGUGCUUUAUAACACCUACUAUUACUCCAUGGAGAUAUUCCAACCUUUUUUUGGAUACUACUUUGUGAAUGUUCUCCUGGUAAUUCUGCAGCUGCUCCAUGUCUUCUGGUCCUGCCUAAUUAUUCGCAUGGUCUACAAGUUCUUCCUCCAGGGCACGAUGGAAAAGGACAUGAGAAGUGACACAGAAGAAAGUGACAAGGAUGAAGAAAGAGAUAAAAUUAGAGAAAAGGAGAAAAAUGGGAUCACGUAUUUCAGCAACGGCACAAGCAAUGGUUACAUCCAGAGGAAUGGGUCUGAGCCCCUGGUCAACAGAGCCCACCUUGCCAACGGCCAUGCCAAGGAAAGAUAGCUGCUGCCCCUGUGCUGCUGGUCUGGCCUCCAGCUAACCCAGGCCACCAUCUGUAGUAACAGUUUUGCUCACUGUGUAGAUAAACUGGAGUGCAAUUGCAGUAUUGUAGCUGAAUUCCUGCUUCCCAUAAACCAAAGUGUUUAUAGUCGGUGAUAUUUGAAGGAAGUUUUUUGUCCUCCUUCAGUAAAAGCUUACUAUAAGUCGUAGCCUCAAAACAGAUAGCAAGGGAUCAAAGUGGUUUGACUUGUAUUAAGAUUGUACCAUAAUUGUUGUCAAAUGUGUUAAUCUUGAAAAAUACUUUAAAAAUAAAAAGGUGGAUAAACUCUGGCAGUGUCAAGUUUGACCCACCUAAUGUUUGAUAGGAAUCUGUUUAGCCUGGAUCAGCCUCUGGAGGUCUGGCCUAUUGCCAGUAAUUAUUAUGGUUGACAAGUGACAAAUCUUAACACUGGGACACCUCUUCUGAGAAAACAGGUACCCUAUUUACACUUACAAAAUUACAACUGAGCAUAGUGAAAUGAAAACUUUGGAAAGGUAUAAGAUAAAACAUGUUCUUCUCUGCUGAACCUUAUGAAACAGUGCUUCAGCUUGGCCUUCAAACUCUGGGACCUUUGCCUAGGUGUAACAAGAAUAGCAAGUAUAAGGCAGUGGUCCAUGAAGUCAUGAUGUUGUGUUGAUUCAGUUAGCUUAGUUGCUGUAUCUUGUAUCAUGUGUAGUCUUAGAUUUUUGGAUUGUGCAAUCUCUUAAAACAUUUUAAUUAGUGUUAUGUGAAUUUCUGUUUUAUAGGUCACCUAACCUAUGAAACUGAAGUAUUAACAGAUUCACUGUAAUUGAGUGCAGGGAUUUGGACUGCUGAGGCCAUGCAACACAUCUCUUUAUGCAUCUAGUGCUAACCGAGCAGGGAUGGGACAUGGACCAAGGAAAUUUCGUAUUUGAGGAGGUGGUGCACAUGUUUAAGCCAUAAAGAAAGUGACAGCAUAGAAAGAGAAGAGGAUUAUCAUCACUCCACUCAGGUCACCUGAGAUGUGACUGAGAAGCUUUGAUUUGAGCUUGCGUAUGCUCAUGUUCUGUUUCAGUCAAAAUACAUUUGGAUAAUUGGAUUUCUAAACUGGAAUUGGAUAAUUGCAGAAGGGAAAAAGUGGUUCCAGCAUGUGUACUUCCAGAGCAGUAACAUGCUGUGGGAGGAGGAUCCUGCAUUGUCAUUUAAAUUCUGAUUUGCUAAAGAUAGUCUGUUUCUGGAACCUUAGCUCGGCUGGUGAGAGCAUGGUGUUAAUAAUGCCAAGGUUGUGGGUUUGAUGCCUGAAUGGGCCAUUCACUUAAGAGUUUGACUUGAUCCUUGUGAGUCCCUUCCAACACAUAAUAUUCUGUAAUUCUGUGAUAAUUGGAAGCUCAUGUUCGAUGCCUGAAUGGGCCAUUCACUUAAGAGUUUGACUUGAUCCUUGUGAGUCCCUUCCAACACAUAAUAUUCUGUAAUUCUGUGAUAAUUGGAAGCUCAUGUUCUGUAUGCUGUAUAUCUGAGCGUAUGGUCUCACUCCCCUACAGGUAGUGUGCUCAGAAGGAAUAUAUAUAAUUUUGUACUACUGAAUGUAAAUGUUCUUUAUAAAUUACUUUUAAAGGUUU
Messenger RNA from Hirundo rustica (Barn swallow), 3018 nucleotides. RefSeq names its product ceramide synthase 4-like. The transcript has 11 exons. Gene Ontology annotation, biological process: ceramide biosynthetic process. Bases 205 to 1401 code for a protein of 398 amino acids. The record is from RefSeq and is a predicted model, not a curated record. Lineage: Eukaryota; Metazoa; Chordata; Aves; Passeriformes; Hirundinidae. Gene Ontology annotation, molecular function: DNA binding; sphingosine N-acyltransferase activity. Gene Ontology annotation, cellular component: membrane.